Solanum lycopersicum (tomato) is the source of this 880-nucleotide messenger RNA. RefSeq lists its product as uncharacterized. The record is from RefSeq and is a predicted model, not a curated record. NCBI's taxonomy places the organism in Eukaryota, Viridiplantae, Streptophyta, Magnoliopsida, Solanales, Solanaceae.
AGACUUUAAUUUAAUUAAAAUAUGUUUCUGAAAUUUUGAUCAUAAUUUAGAAAUACCGAACAUUUUCCCUCAGAUAUAAAUAUAUACUAUAAAGAACUAGUCCUCCACUAAAGAUGCCACUUCAUUGAUUUCGCCUUUUUACUCUCUCAAUUUCUUCUUUUCUAAUUUUUCAAAUAUUUAACCAAUACUUGAGUUAAAAAAAAAAAAAAAAAAAACUAUAGCUUAUCGCGAAAAAAAAAAACAUUAAAAGAUGUAUAGAUCAUCGAGCGCUACUCGUGUUUCAGAUGAUUAUAAUUUUACGAGUUAUUAUUCAUCGUCUUCUAAUUCAUCGUCCUCGUUAACAAAGGUGUCUCCGGCGCUACGAGCAUUAUCUUUAGAAGCUAGUGAAUUAUUACCAAUACAUGAACCACUCUCUAAUAUUUCAAAAAAGGAAAAAUCUCGUGCAAAAUUUGCUGAAAAUGCUGUUCAUAUAAUACCUUUUGUGUUAUUAUUGUGUGGAUUUAUCCUAUGGUUUUUGUCUAAUCCAGAUAUUGAUACACCAAUAUUGAAAGGGGAAGGAAUUGCUACAAGAAUAGAAGGAUUGACUAUAGAGGGAGAUCUCGAUCCUCCUGAUGGAACGCAUGUUACCAAUUUACCCCUAGAAUCGAGGGAUGUCGAUUUGAUAAAACAAGGGCAAAGUCGUCAAAAAUCAUAUACCGGAAAAUGAUUUUAUUUUAUUUUCACUUGUAUUUACACUCUUUUUUUUGGGGGGAUAAUUUGAUACUAAGUUCUUGAAUAUCACUCCAAAUAUGGAAGUUUCAUUUUGUAUAUGUAUUGAUUGUCUUUGGAAAAAGUUCAAAUUUAUAUGGUGGAUCAAUGAAGAGAUAUCCGUUAGUAUCAA